Messenger RNA from Haliotis rufescens (red abalone), 5916 nucleotides. Its product is annotated as MAP kinase-activated protein kinase 2-like. The transcript is spliced from 10 exons. Gene Ontology annotation, molecular function: calcium-dependent protein serine/threonine kinase activity; ATP binding; calcium/calmodulin-dependent protein kinase activity. Gene Ontology annotation, biological process: peptidyl-serine phosphorylation; protein autophosphorylation; intracellular signal transduction. The coding region runs from base 121 to 1200 and encodes 359 amino acids. Gene Ontology annotation, cellular component: cytoplasm; nucleus. NCBI's taxonomy places the organism in Eukaryota, Metazoa, Mollusca, Gastropoda, Lepetellida, Haliotidae. The record is from RefSeq and is a predicted model, not a curated record.
UUGCGUCGACGCACACACAUCCGCCUGCUCGCUUCAUAGCGAGUAUAUACGGUUGAUAUUCUGAAACUACCGACGAAAAGUUGAUUUUUUUUAGUUCAAAUUUGAUCUAUAGUGUCCAAGAUGAUGGGCGAUAGUCAUUCGAGGCCCCUACAACCAAGGAAGAACCCAAUUUCAGACGAUUAUAGGAUAACAGGCAGUGUUUUGGGGCUAGGGAUUAACGGAAAAGUGGUCGAGUGUUUCUCACGGGCGACUGGGGAAAAGUUUGCGUUGAAGGUGCUGCGAGAUGUUCCUAAAGCGCGGAGAGAGGUCGACCUUCACUUUCGAGCCUGUCAUGGCUGCUGUCACAUAGUUCGUAUUAUCGAUGUUUACGAAAACAACUACUCAGGGCAGAGAUGUCUACUGGUUGUUAUGGACUGCAUGGAGGGCGGAGAGCUCUUCACGAGGAUCCAGGAGCGAGCAGACUCAGCAUUCACAGAGAGAGAGGCUGCGUCGGUUAUAUGUGAUAUAGCCAAGGCCAUUCAGCAUCUUCAUUCCAUGAACAUUGCACACCGAGACUUGAAGCCGGAAAAUUUGCUGUAUUCAAAGCGUAGUGAAGUGGGAGUGCUUAAGUUGACAGAUUUUGGUUUCGCGAAAGAAAUCAGCAUCUACAAGUCCUUACAAACUCCCUGCUAUACACCCUAUUAUGUUGCACCGGAAGUCCUGGGGCCCGAGAAGUAUGACAAGUCAUGUGACAUGUGGUCCCUGGGUGUUAUCAUGUAUAUAUUACUUUGUGGUUAUCCUCCGUUCUACAGUAACCAUGGUGCUGCCAUCUCCCCGGGGAUGAAGAAGCGGAUCCGUAAUGGACAGUACGAGUUCCCCAACCCCGAGUGGAGUCGGGUGUCCUCGGAUGCAAAAGAGUUGAUUAGAGGUUUACUUAGAACAGAUCCAGAUCACAGACUUUCGAUAUCAGAGGUGAUGCAGAACAAAUGGAUUAAAAACUACUCAAUGGUGCCUCCGACGCCCCUGAUGUCGGCGCGGGUGUUGCGAGAGGAGGAAGAUGUCUGGAUGGACGUGCAGGAAGAGAUGACCAACGCUCUGGCGACAAUGAGAGUGGACUAUGACCACUGUGUCAACAUCAAGAACCUCUCCGAUUCCAACAACCCCAUUUUGAAAAAACGGCGAACACAAUCAACCAAGACCAAAGGGGCAGAGGCGUCAUAGACUCAUCUUCAUCCGCCUGAAUCAUCCGAUGACAGCCAGCAGGCCGAACCCCAAGAGAGAUGUUCAUUUGUUACACUACCCUUUAGGAAUUAUUGAGGAGAUAUAUAUUAAACAGUGUUAAAGGGCGGGUGGAGCCGGGGGCUGCUGGCAGAUACUUGGUGGGGAACAACAGAUAACAUGGACCUCCUAGCAGGGCAGUUUGAUGACUCACAUUUAGAAUCUAUGCCAGAUGAAUGACACAGACCAAUGACAUAUUUUGUUUUACAAAUUUUCUAGACAGUGUUUGAAGAUGCACACCCUCACAAAAAGGAAACAAUUGUCUGACUCCUGGUCCCAGUUCAACAAAAGGAUCUUAGCACUAUGAUUGUCGUAAGUCUAUGUUUAAGCAUGGGAGUUACGAUCGCCUUAGCACUACGAUAGCUUUGUUGAAUGGACUCCUUGGUGUCGUUGUACAAAGCAACCUUAGCGCUACGACUGUCGUAAGUCUAUUAUAAGGUAUGGGAGCUACGACCACCUUAGUGCUAAGAUCUCUUUGUACAACGGCAUCCUGGUCUGUAACAGAAAACAAGUAUUCAGGAUUUCGUUCAUGAUAUUGUCAAUAUUGUCUUUUUGUUGGAUGGUGUUUGUAAGAAUUAUCUUCGAAACAUGAAUGUGACGUGGUCGGGAAUGUGGUUACAACCAUCCCAGUCAGUCCUCCUGGGCCCAACCCCACAAAGCAGUGAUUGUUGCGCUAAGGUGGUCGUAACUCCCAUACUUUCACAUAGACUUACGACAGUCGUAGCGGUACGAUCACUUUGUGGAACGGGGCCCUGGUCUUCAGUCCCACAUCAAAGUGCCGGCUGAGGAGUUGGUAAACAGUUAUGAAGAUAACGUUUUCUUGAACAUGCUACACAAUGUUUAUUUAUGCUUGUUAUUGUUGUUCCGUUGGAUGCUGCUCCUUGUGAAGUCAAGAUGUUUGUUACAGUGAAAUGCAUUUGUUCUUUAAGGUAUUUUCUGUCAGCUGAGACAAACAAACGACAGGAAUGAGUUUAAGGAAUUAUAACAUGUAUUUACCAUUUAUGGAAUUAUCUUGUCUCUGGGAUGAGGGCAGGGGAGAGAAGCCUGUUGUAAAGCGGCGAUGAGGUUCCUUGCAAAGUUGCCUCCCUUGGACUUGCUUUUACUCAAAUCGUUUUUCCACCAAUUCUAUGAAAAGCUUAAGACUUGCCUACACCGUGUCAAGCACUAGGUAGGUCCUUUUUUCUGUUUGGUGGGCUUUUCAUUUUAAGCAGAUUCCCUAUAUUGAUCUGUUUGUACCCAAUUGCCUUAAUGAAGUUAUGUGUAGUCGGUGUGACCUUUCUCCCUGAGGAACAUCAGACAUGGUCACCCACAGCUUGUACACACAGCUACGUUCUUCCAUCACCCGUGAAUACAUACAGCCACUUUGCAGUGUAGCCGCUAUUUUCUAACCAAUGAAUCAAGUGAGAGGGAAGCCACCGAUUGACCAAUGAGCACGACGAUGAUGAUGAUGAUUAUUAUUAUCAUCAUCAUCAUCAUCAUCAUGAUUAUUAUUAUUUCUACUUUUAUUACUAGAUACUAGUAUCUGCUCAACUGCGGUUUAUUACAUCACACUGACAACAUGACAACUGACAACCCUGCGUAUCAUGUGCCAUAGCUUUGCUGUCAUCUGGUUCCAAUAUUGUCAGCAUUGGUCUGCUCGGGUGUACAUAUAGCAAAGAGUAGGGCUGGUUUGACUUCCGUCAGUUGUACGCGGCAACUAGCUCCCUAAGACAAGACACACAUCACCACUACAGAGCAGGGAAUGUCUUCACCGGUGAUGGAGGAACCUGGUUGGAUGGAGCCUGUGAAGUGUUGUGGAUGCGUGACAGAGCGAUAAUGAAUGUGAGCAUCUGACAUCAACUAGAAGUAGGUUGAGAUAAAGAAUUUAAGUUAUCAAUGUUAAAUAGGUAAUUGUUCACGAAUAAUUUCUGAACUGAUGAAAAGCUGUAUGAUUGACUGACUGGGUCUUUGAAUGUGUCAUUUUUCUCUGCUCCGAGUAGUGAUGGAGCAUGUCUGCUUGUAAAAUGUCUGCCUAUAAAAAUAUUGCUCUAUUUUUACUCCCUUGUCUCCAGAAAUGUCCUUGAAAUUGUUUCAUCUAUUACUGGGGCAAAGUUUGAUGUCUGGGUCCAGUGUCACAAAGAAAUGCAAGUGUUACGUCAUCAGUUUCCAUUGAUCCGAGGCAGUCGAAUGGUCUCAGUGCUGCUGUUGCUUUGUGAAACUGGGUUGCCAAGGUAACUAGACAGUUGGUUCAAAGCAUGUCACAGAAUAGCUGAAGCUUUCUUAUGGUCAAGACCUGGAUAGUGAAAUACACCUGACCAUCAGUACAAACUGUGUUCAAGUAUUUGUAUUAAAAAAUACCACAAACCAAUAUGUUACAAUGGUCAAGGUCAUUCACGAAAGUAUUUGCAUGGAAAUAUUAAUAACUGGUUUAAAGUUGCUCUGUUUUGUAGACUGUUUAUGAUCCUCCGCCAAGUGUAGAUUGGUGAAAUGUCUUUUAGAGACCAGUUUUAUGAUUAUGAAGAUUUGUUAUGUUCGUGUUUGGGUAUAUGUUUUUGUGAGUAAUGUGCCUUGUGUGUUUGUUGAAGUGAUUUUACUAUCAUUAUCAUCAUUUUACCAAAUUGAGCCAAACAUUUCUCAAAUUCUAAAAAAUUCUGCAUGAGGUUAUCGUGAUCCUUUGAUGCAUGAUUCAAAGCGGAACUUGUAUCCAUAGAUUUUAAUUUAAAGAAAUGGCAAAUAUGGGGUUCUGUGAAUUUGUCAGCCUGUUUUAGGUUAAACAACAUGGAUUUAGUGCCACAUACCUGUUAUUACACUGUCUGUCACUACAGAAACAUCAGUUCAUUACAUUUUAACUGAAAUGUACCUUAAAAAGGAGUUUCAUUUUAGUUCUCCCCAUCACAGGGCUACAGAGAAAUGACCAGUGAUAUUGUUUACAAGAAUGCAAUUAAUGUUAGGUUUGGUGUAAUUUGAUUCGUGUACAGAUUGUAUGUUUGUGAUUGAUUUUUUUAUGAGGCCUGUUAUGGAUGACUCACAGAGGCAUCCAUGGAGAGAACAGUACUCAGACUUACAAAAAUGUCAUUCAAACACAGUUAUUUGUUUUUUUCAAGUUUUCCUUUAAAGGAUUAAUAUAAUCUUAAUAUGAUUCACCUAUUUCCUAUCAGACGUCGCCUUAUCUUUGUAAGCCGGACUUCAUAAGCAAGACUGGAGUGUCAGUAAAACAAAGUAGCGGUCUGUGAUUGUACAAAGACUUCUAGGAACUGUAUUGUGUGUAUGAUUAACUGUAAAUAGAGUGUGUCAACCCUACUCGGACUGUAUCGUCUAUCGGUGGUAUUUAUAAAUACCCAUCAUGCUAUCAAGAUUCAUGUAAUAAAUUAAACACAGGCAGGGUGCUGCUGGUAGUGCUUAGAAUUGUAUGUGUUGUGUUGUCCUGCUUUGAAACAUUCAAUUUAUGACAAAAAGUAGGAGUUAGAGACAGGUUAGGAUUCAUCAAGCAGGAAUCUGUGUAAACUGCGAGGAAUUAACCCAGUUAAAUACUUAAUAGCCUGUGAUAUCUCCUAAGAGCAGUGUAAGGUCAGUGGUAAACUCUAUGUUGCGGUUAAUGUGUCUGCAUAUCAACACAAAUGUCUCUCCAGUGUAUUUCUGUAUUCAGAGUAUUUCCUGGACAGACUGACAGUUUACUUGCUGCAGAAGGACAGUCUCCAGGGUCUGUUAUUACUUUGUUAUCUGAAUCUUGUGUCAGCUGUCUGUAUCAUGAGUAGUGUUGGUAUUCUGUGACCCACCAGGAGAAAAGGGACCGUAUGGGUGCUGGGAUACAAUUGUGCUGUAACGUCAUAAAAAAGUUUCACCUUAACUUACUUCAGUGAAGAUCGCCAGUGUGUGGACUGUACAGAAAUAUCUUAUUCUUUUCUCUUCAUUUCGUAAUGUAAUAAAAACAUUAUUUCGAAACCUUACAGCAUACAGGUCUAGUUUCAAUUUAGGCGGUCGGGUAGCCUUGUGGUUAAAGGGUUCACUCGUCACGCCGAAGACCCGGGUUCGAUUCCCGACAUGGGUACAAUGUGUGAAGCCCAUGUCUGGUGUUUCCUGCCGUGAUAUUGCUGGAAUAUUGCUAAAAGCGGUGUAAAACCAUACUCACUCACUCACUCUAGUUUCAAUUCAUCAGACAAUAUGUCUAAAACCUGCAAUUAUUACAUAAACAGUUGUACGUCAGAGAAUGAGUCCAAGUGUUUGAUGUCAUGUAUCUCUAUAAUAAAUAUGAAUUGAAGCUUUGAAUUGUAUUUUUGUGUUCCUGUGUAGUUUUAAAUACUAAUGAAAAGUCAAAAUGUGUUUUUUCACCCAUAAGGUCCAUUUCUCCUGAUUGUUACAUUCUUUCAACUAUAAGAGGUACAUUGCUGUGCUAUAUAUACAGAGGUUUAUAGAUACAUACUGUCAGAGUUACGGUCUGUCUUUAAAAAUGAAAAAUAUACUGUUUAACUAUGUAACUCAGUCUAUAAUACAUUGAAAAUAUACAGUCAUGUUAAACAUUGGUACUGACCUACUCAUCACAAUACUGGGAUGUAGUGGUCCUGUAUGUAGGGUUUAUGAAAAGAGCCCCGAUGUAUCGAUAUCUAGAAUCACAAACAACUGUAGCCUAAACUCAGAGCAGCCCAUAUCUGUACUAUAGAUAAUAAAACAUGACUGUGUUUA